UCUGCUGCGGCCCUGUAGGCCAACCUGACCGUCCACAUGAGGUUCGCGUUGCUGUUUGUUUUGAACGCGUCGUCGUCUCCGCUCCUGGAAAUAAACGAUCUCUGUUCUUACUACUGUAAGAACAAAACGACGGGACAGUUUGUUUUAACUUAGCCAGAGCUGUUUUUACACUUACGACUGCGCCCCAACGUGUUCGGUGGUCUGCUAGCAGCAGCAGCAGGUGUGGAGAAGGUGGGUGUUAAGGAAAAUAAAAGCUCCAGAUAUCGUAGGAGGAUGUGGGAAAGAUUUUGAGGACUUGGGACUAACGAUGCCACCAGACCAGAUGAACCAGGAAGACAUGUUGGCAAAGCUGAAAAAGGAUGUUCGUUCUUUGCUCAUUUCAUCCAAAUUGGGCUUGGAGCCUGAGCAGCUCAGGCGGGACUACGUGUCCAUGUUGGGGCAUCCCAUGCCCCUGAAAGUCUUGGGCUUCAGAAACAUCAUGGAAAUGGUUAAGGAGAUGCCUGAUGUUGUUUCAGUUAACUUCAGGCCAGAUGGCAGCAUCUUCUUAAGGGCUGUUGGUGACGAGUCCACCCAAAACAUUGAGGAGCUGGUAGCUAAGCAACGCGUAUCUAAGGCUGACAAGAAGUUCAAGGGAGGGGGUUUCAGCAACUUUGCGCCCCGCCACUGUCAUUCGUCUCCUCCUGUGGUCCUUCCCAGAAGAGGUCGUGCUCCUCUGGCUGUUCCUGUCCAGCUGAGGGCGCAGCUCCGCAUACUCCUCUCCCAGGGUCCACUUCGGUUAUCAGACCUGGAGGCCUGCUUCCUGCGUUGCUUUGGCCACCCGCUGCGUGCCCACAACUACGGCUUCUACUCCACUGGAGAAAUGCUGGAGGCAGUGGCGGACCUGGUUCUUAUCCAGCAGGGUAGGCUGGGCUCUGUUUUGAGCCUGAGGGAACCUCUGCUGCCCACGCUGAUGUGGAAACCGACCAGCUUGCCAAUAAGGACUAGACCUAUAAAGUCAGGGUGGCCUCGACCUGACAAGGCAGCCACCAAAGGGCCAGAGACAAAAACGCAGGCACCGGCAAAACCCCCAGCUGAGGUCCCAGUGAAGCAGUCUCCUCUGAGCGAGCCCUCUACCAAGACCAUGUCAGACUCUGUCCAUAAAGAGUCAACAGAUGUCAGUAACAAGGCAGAGAUGGUCGAGAAGAACCAGGGAGCAGAUCCAGAGAUCUGCCGGGAAGGUCAGCUGUUUCAGAAACGUGUCCUCGAGCUGGAGGAGGAGCUUCGCCAGCAAAUCAUGCAGAAUGGAGUCGCUGGGACAAUUAGACCUGAGCUGAAGGACAAACUACGCAAGGUUGUAGGUCAGACCAGUGGUGGAUUAUCGGUCCACGAUCUGCCUGCUGAGUACAAGAGACUUUUUGGUGAAGACUUGCCACUCCAACAGAGCGGCUUUGUCAGUGUUACUGAACUGGUCGGCGCCAUGAGUGACACUUUCCACCUGAAACCUGCAGAACACAACACCGGACAGCACUGGAUAGUCAUGGACAUACAGGACAGUGACAUUAAACAAUCAGGUUCAGUGGAGACUGACAGUUCGGCUGACGGUGUGAAGCACCCAUUUACGAGCUACUACUUCAGCUGUGGAGAGUCUCCCUGGGAAGGCAAGCUGAACGGACACGAUGAUGAUGUCGCAGCAGAUGACAAAAAUGAGGACCUGGAGACCAGUAACAAUUGCAAGACCCAUGAAAUAGUGUCAGAGAUCUACCCUGCCAUUAAGGUGUAUUGCAGCUCUGCGGUGCCCCUGGACGCCCUGCAGAAUCAGCGUCUGAAACAGCCGACGCGCCAUGGUCCUCGAGAACUGGUAGAGGUCCUGGUGGAGCAGGUGGAGUCGCCUGGACAUUUCCACGUCCGCUUCAGCGAGAGUGAGGAGGCCCGAGCUCUGGAGGACAUGAUGAUUGAGAUGAGACAAUGUUACACCUGUCCUGAGGUGUCAGACCGCUACCGCCUUCCUGAUCGGUUUGUUCGACGGGGUCAGGUCUGCUGCGUGUCACCCAAAGGAAUGUGGUUCUACCGUGUGGUUAUCCAUCAGAUCAUCAGCCCCACUCAGGUUAAAGUGUACUACGUCGACUUUGGUGACAUGACGGUGGUACAGACCGCCAGACUCAAGUUCCUCAAGUCGUGUUAUUCGGUUCUUCCUGCACAAGCUGUUCCAUCAUCACUUGCUGGACUUAAACCCACCAGUGGAAGCUGGACUGCUGAGGCCACUGCUUCUUUCCGCAAGCUGUGCUCUGACCGCACCCUGGUGGGCGCUUUGGAUUGUUACACUGGAGAUGUGCUGCAGCUCUACCUGUGUGACACACAGACUGAUAAAGAUAUGUACAUCCACACUGUUCUGCUGAGCCAGGGCCACGGGACAGCUUGCAGUCCUGCAGCCAGUGCAGCACUUUGUGUCCCGGUCGGCCCAGUGAGUCUCUACCUGGGGGACGGAAUGAUUGACCUGCCAGAGCUUGAAGAAGAGACCACUUACUCCCCCGAGUCAGCAAGCACACUCGAACAGUCCAUGUUGACUUCACCACAGGAAACAGGAAGUUUCUUGGCAUCUCAGGUUGAAGAGGAGGAGCAAAAGCUUCCCGCCCUUGAGUUUAUUGAGGACCAUGAGGUCAGCCAUCACCUCCAGGUUAAGGACACCAACCUGUUCAGUCCUCUGCUAAAUGACCAAAUCCUCGGUUGUGCUGAACUAGGCUGUUCCUUGUCCAACAAAUCCCCCCCUACCAGUCCGUCCAGCAGUGCGACCGCCAGCCCUUUCACCCCUCCUGAUUUGAUCCAGACUGAGACAACCCCACCUCAGCAUGAAGCUGAUCUUAAAACACAGAGCGUGACUCCUCCGCCUGCUCCAUCCAGCAUUAAUUCCACCCCCUGUUGUCGGACAACAGUAGAGGAGGAGAACAAGGUCGCUGUGCCCCUUUUGGUCGCACCACCUCCAAAACCGAGGACCCUGAGCCUCCACACCCUUGACCUGGGCCAGGGUACAUGUACACACAUAGCAGUUUAUCCUUUUUUUCAGGAAGGACACAAUGCUCACAUAAAUCAAGUCGUUGAAUCCAGUCAUUUUUCUUUUCUGUAAUUUUCUUGCAACAAUAUUGGCACUACAUGUUUUUGUGCCAGUGUUAUGUCCAGCAGAUUUCACAUCAGGUUAAGCAAAAUGCUUUGUUACGUGGUGAAAAUAUGAACAUUUGUUUAAAUCCUCAAUCAUUAGUAGUCAUUGUUUUCUCCAAAUUGUACAAAGAUAAAACUGUGGAAAGUUCUGUUGUACA
Messenger RNA from Scatophagus argus, 3290 nucleotides. RefSeq names its product tudor domain containing 5 (gene tdrd5). Gene Ontology annotation, biological process: spermatogenesis. The record is from RefSeq and is a predicted model, not a curated record. The transcript is spliced from 18 exons. NCBI's taxonomy places the organism in Eukaryota, Metazoa, Chordata, Actinopteri, Scatophagidae. Bases 308 to 3100 code for a protein of 930 amino acids.